AUUUAGUCUGUAUUCUGUAUAUAUACUUGUUCACAGGCACAAUAGUAAGAUUGGUAGGUAAACUGUGAGGCGAUGUAUGACGAAUGCCAUGAAAGAAUUGUCUCACUAGGAACAUCAACAGUGCAGUAUUCAAUGAAACAGUUCUAUGACGCUAACAAGAUUAUAAAUUUUAAACUUUGCAAAUUUGCUACAUAGAUAAUUAAAUUUUCAUUGGAAUUGAUCAAGGCAAGAGAAUCAUGAAGGAGUGUGGACAUUCUCAUAAAUGAACAUAAAUAAUAUUAAAACGGUUAUGAAUUUCUAAAAUUUCAUUCAAAGAAACAAUAGCAUUUAUUUAUGCUUGUAAUUGUUUUAAGUGAUCAUUUUUACAUUCAAAAUCUGGUUGCACACAAUUUUGUUUCAGUUUCUGUAAUUUAUAAAGUACAUAAUUUUCUAGGUAAGUUAUCUCAUUAAAUAUACAAUCAUGACUCAGUAUUUAUAAACUACAUACAGAUGUCACAAUAUGAAAAUACAAAAAAAGUGCAUGGACCACAAAACAUUAAACAAAUACAAUGCAGUCACAGUUACCAGCAACUCCUAGAAAAUUACCAGUAUUUGUAUUUCCCCAAAGUAUCACUUUUUUUUUAGACGAUCAAUCUACUCACAAACAAGUUUUAACUUUGUAUAACCCAUAUGAUUUUCCAAUAAAAUUUAAAGUACUUUGUACUGCACCAAAUAAAUAUAAAGUUGUUGAUCCAGAAGGAACCAUAAAAGCAAGAUGUUGUGUUGAUAUUGUUGUAAGACACACGUCACUCCUAUUAAGUAAUUGCAAUGUCACUGACAAAUUUAGAAUACAAAUGCAAGAACAUCCAACUAAACAGGCUAUAGGAAAAAGAGAUGUUGAAGCUAAAUUACUUCCUGGGACAACAGAUUCUGCUGGGAGAUCUACCCCAGAUCCAGAAAUGUUUCAACAACUUCCUAUAAAUGAAAGUAGACAACAACAAUCUUAUGCACUUAUAGCUCAAAAUAAAACAAUUGAUAAAUCUACAUUCAAGACACACAAAAAGUCAUUAAAGUCUGAUUUGUUUCAUAGAAGUAUUCAAGAUAAUAGUCUAUCCACAAAUAUAAAAAGUGCCAAUUAUGUUGUUAUGGAUAAAGGAGGAACAAAUUAUGUAGCAUUGAUUGCUGGAAUCAUUUGUAUAGUUGGAUUACUUUUACCUACAGAGGGAGAGCAGAAUAAUAGAGUGCCUGAUUAUCUCCAUCUCUCUAUAAAUUUUAAAUUAAUAUUUUCAUUUGUAUUAGGUAUGGUCACGAUUAUUAUUUUAAGGCUGUAAUUGUUGGCUUUGUUUAUGAAAAGAGACUUUAUACAAUCAUGGGACAAAAGCACAAUUCAUGGUAGGUUUCCUUGGCAUGAAACCAUUUUUUUGUUACUAAAUAUACCUGAAUCUAGUCUAUAAAGAAUUAAUUGUCACAUUAUAUUAUGGAUAAUGCUAAUAUUUAUUGACAGAUAUAAAAUUUUUUAUUCUUUUAAUAUAUACGGAGUUAUACAUUUUUCUUCAAGUUCGCGCUUUAUAGCCUUAUGUACGCGUUAAAUAAAUUUCUACGUAUAUUACAAUUGAAGAAAAAUCACUUUUUUUAGAUCUUACAAAUUAAAAUAUAAUGAUAAAAAAUGUUUACAUCCAAACUAGUACUUCGUUUUAGUUAAAAUGUUUGAUGUUUAAACGCAUUAUGUACAAAAUACCUUAUAAUUAUGUACACAUUCUAAAGAAACAUGAUGAUCUCGUGUAAAAAUGUAUAAAUAUCUUAUCCAAAAUGGGCUUCGAAUUUUAAGUACCUUUGAAUAAAAAUA
This is a messenger RNA of Osmia lignaria (orchard mason bee), 1825 nucleotides long. Its product is annotated as motile sperm domain-containing protein 1. The record is from RefSeq and is a predicted model, not a curated record. NCBI's taxonomy places the organism in Eukaryota, Metazoa, Arthropoda, Insecta, Hymenoptera, Megachilidae. Gene Ontology annotation, cellular component: cytoplasm.